This is a messenger RNA of Thunnus maccoyii (southern bluefin tuna), 1224 nucleotides long. It is a transcript of the gene timm29, whose product is annotated as translocase of inner mitochondrial membrane 29. Gene Ontology annotation, cellular component: TIM22 mitochondrial import inner membrane insertion complex. Gene Ontology annotation, biological process: protein insertion into mitochondrial inner membrane. The record is from RefSeq and is a predicted model, not a curated record. NCBI's taxonomy places the organism in Eukaryota, Metazoa, Chordata, Actinopteri, Scombriformes, Scombridae. Bases 110 to 892 code for a protein of 260 amino acids. The transcript has 2 exons.
AUUAACAUCGGCCCAUCUCCUGGGCGCCAUUUCCCUUCUUCUUAACGUGAGCGACCAGCGAGAUGUUAGCGUGAAGGUGACAGGCGCUAGGAAAGUAAAAGCAGCCGAAAUGUCUUGGUCCUUUGUAGCGAGGAGGCUGUUCUGUGCUGCGGCAGAGACAGCAGCCUCUCCGGCCUCAACCAGCCGCUGGGAAAGACUGAAGAACAGUAAAGCGGGAGUGUGGUGUCGCAGCUUGGUCUCUGACUACAAAGAGGCGUGUCGGGAGAUGGUUGUUGGUGCUUGGGAGCGACCGGUCAAAGCCUCUGUAUAUGUGUCUCUGCUGGGCGGGGCCUGGGCCUGUUUCUACACAAAACCUGAUGACUCAUCUUUUGACGCCACCCUUGUGGAGUACUCCAAUCAGCUGGGUCUGCUGUCACCGUGGAUCCGCAGCGGGCCCUCUGACGGCCACAUACAGAGUCUAGUUAAGCUUCGCAAUGAGGGCCGGCUGCGCCACGCCAGCCUGGGUCUUCUCUCUCUGGUUUACCACGCCGACUACGACCCCGACACCACACUGUACGAAGCCCAGUGCUCCAAUCUGUCAGUACCCUGGAGGGAGCUCCCCCAGCGGGUACUGGAUGUUGGCUUCGCAGGCCGCUGGUGGAUCCUGGACUCAAAGAUGAAGGACUUUGACGUGAACGAGGAAGAGUUCAAGCAGCUGCCGGAGCACAUGCGGACAACAUUGCCACCCAGUGUUCAGGAGGUGGAAAGGAACGAGAGGUUGCACAAAGAGUCGUGGUUAGCGCUGAAAAUGGAAGACGAGGAGAAAGAAACAAAUGUAGUGGUAAAGAAAGAGGACAGUGUCAGUGAAGAGAGCCAAAUAAAAUCACUGGAAGAGGAACAGACUCAAGCUUAAGUGUUGUGUGGAACAGACAUAUCACACAGCAAAGCAAAACCAUGCUGGACACAAAACUGUAGCGAGGUCAUUAUUCACAUUUUUCAUGCAGUGUUGGAUUCUACAAACCACUGUUAGCUUAAUGUUUAUCAGCUAUGAACUGUCCAAACUGUUUACUGUCACCACAAGCUGCUAACAAAAAAAGGAAAUGCUCUCUCUUCAAAGUGUAAACAGCCCUUCAAAAUAAUUAGUUUUGUUUUUAUUUAUUCCAACAUGUUUUUUUGUUUCUCAGAAAGUUUUUCAAAUCAUUUAUACCAUGUCCCAUGUGUCAAUAAAUCUGUCAGCUAAAGCCA